Molecule: messenger RNA, 1251 nt
Organism: Setaria italica (foxtail millet)
Lineage: Eukaryota; Viridiplantae; Streptophyta; Magnoliopsida; Poales; Poaceae
Exons: 1
Coding region: 140-1009 (289 amino acids)
Biological process (GO): root development; shoot system development
Source: RefSeq, a predicted model, not a curated record
GCCAACCAACUCCCCGCCGACGCCAUCGAUCGAGAGCUACCAGUUGAUCGACCUGCAUGCUCACCGUGCGCAUCCUCGGCGUCUUUAUAAACCCUCAUCAACGCGCCGCACACGCACAGACACAGACAACAACUCCGGCAUGGCGCCCAGCUUCGCUCGCUCCAUCUCCUUCCCCCUGAGCCCGUCGAGGUCGUCGUCGUCCAAGCCUGCCCGCAUGGCGUCCGCCUACCACGCCCGGUCCGUGAGCCUGCCCUGCCGCUCCCACCCCAUCCUCGCGCACCUCCACACCCACAUCCGCGCCGUGCGCGCCUGGGCGCAGGACGCCGCCGCCGCCUCCGCCGCCCAGGGCCUCGCGCACGUCGACGCACUCCACGCCGCGCUCGGCGACCUCCUCGACCUCCCCGAGGCGCAGGCCGCGCUCUCCGCCGGCGCCAGCCACGACCGACUCCUCGACGCCUUCCUCCGCCUCGCCGACGCGCACGGCAGCUUCCAGGAGGCCCUCGUCGACCUCAAGCGCGACGUCGCCGAGGCCCUCGCCGCCAUCCGCCGCCACGACGGCGCGCGCCUCGCCUCCGCGCUCAGGUCGCAGCGCAGGGCCGGCAAGGAGCUCGCACGCCUCGCCGCCACCGCCAAGGACGGCGCCGCCAGGCCCUCGCGCCUCGGCCUCGGCCUCGGUCUCGGUGGCAGCAGCGCCGCGGAGGUCGAGGUGGCCGGGCUGCUGGCCGAGGCCGCCGCAGCCACGGCGUCCGCGUCGGCCGCUCUGUUCAACACCGUGGCGGCAAUGUCGGCCUCGGCCUCGGCCGCGGCGUGCUCCUGCAAGAGGACGGCGGCUCUCAUGUGCCUGAUCAAGAAGGUGCCGGAGGAAGAGAAGGAGACCAUGGCGCUGAUGGAGAGGCUGGAGGAGCUGGAGGAGUGCAUUGACGACCUGGAGAGCGGCAGCGACAAGGUGUUCAGGAGCCUCGUCCAGACAAGGGUUGCGCUGCUCAACGUCCACACCAACAUCUUCUAGCUGCAUCCAAUCCAAUCUCUCCAACUCCAAGCAAAGUCACAACAUCUGUUCACCUAGUUAAUUAUUUAGCAGCCGGAAAUUAAGACGAGUGUAACUGUAACUCUGUAAAUACCCGAGGUUUUUGUGCAGUUACGUUUGUGUUUCUGGCUGCAUAUGUACGUAGUAUGUGUCUGCGUUCUGAUGAAAUCUUGUGACAUGUAAAGGCCAUCUGCAAACCAUACGCAAGACCGUACCUAUUUUUA